AUGGAUAAUGUAUAUACCGUUGGUAUGGACUUCACCGGCCCGAUAGGGUAUAUGUUUGCGGUGAAACGCAUCGAAGAUGUGUAUGUCUCUCGCCGUCUUUCAACGCUUGUAAUACCUAUAUAUCUCGAUGAGCUACCUUCAUUCAUUGAUACGCUGGACCGGUUGUAUGCUUGGCGACAACACCACUGCAAUCUCAAGGAUAUUGUUCUCCCGGCCAUCCGAAGUCAAAAGCAAGCCGCACAUUUCGCCAACAUCUGCGGGUCUGAUGAUGCCAGUAUUCCCGGAUCACCAAACAUUUACUUGACACCUACCAAAAAAGCUCAUGGCAGAUUGAUUGAUAAUGACAUCAUUGAAAAUGACGAUGGUGAUGACGCUGAGGAAGACUAUGAUAGUGAUUAA
Messenger RNA from Zychaea mexicana, 399 nucleotides. RefSeq lists its product as uncharacterized. The record is from RefSeq and is a predicted model, not a curated record. The transcript has a single exon. Lineage: Eukaryota; Fungi; Mucoromycota; Mucoromycetes; Mucorales; Lichtheimiaceae. Bases 1 to 399 code for a protein of 132 amino acids.